AUGGCCGCGCAAGCCCGGCUACUGCUCCUCCUCUCCACCCUAACAUUCCUAGAAGUCCACGCGGCGACAGCAGCAUCUGCCGCGACAAGCUGCGCGCCGAGGACAUGCGGCAACCUGACCAUCGCCUACCCGUUCUGGCUCCCGGACCAGCAGCCUUCCUCUUCCUCCUCGGCGCCGCCGUGCGGGCCGAGCGCCUUCCAGGUGGACUGCCGCGGCGGCCGCGCGUCGCUGGCGCGCUCGUUCCGCGGCGCCUACAAGAUCCUCCGCGUGUCCUACGCCGACCGCACCGUCGUGGUGGCCAACGACAACGUCCAGACCGACGCCCGCGGCUGCCCCGUGCCGCGCAUCGACGUCUCCGCCAGCCUCAGCUUCGCGCCCUUCACGGCCAGCAGCGCCAACGCGCAGCUCAUCUUCCUCUUCAACUGCACCGGCAGCCCGCCGCCGGCCGGGUUCGUCAACGUGACGUGCCCGGGGGCGCAGGCCGUGGUGCGGCUCGACCCGAGGUACAACACCACCGACGCGAGAGCGGUCGCCGGGGGCUGCGACUACUCGGUCGUGCCGGUGAUGGUGGGGUCCUCCGGCAGCGCGAGCGCCGGGGAGUAUCCGCGGCUGCUGAGCGGCGGGUACCUGCUGGAAUGGCGGGCGUCGCCUGGGGACUGCACGGCGUGCAAUGCCAGCGGCGGCCAGUGCCGGUACGACUCCGACGCGGAUGCGUUCGCCUGCAUUUGCGACGACGGGUCUUCACGUCCGGCAAGAUGCGAUGCAAAGAAGUCCAACAGGAAGGUGAUUCUGAUAGUGUCUCUGUCGAUCACAUUCGGCCUGUUGCUGGCACUCCUCGUCCUAAUCCUCAAGUUCCAUCGACAAAUACGCAGUUUCAGCAUAUUCAGCAUCAUGGACAGAAGCAGCAGCAGAGACACUGCAAACGUGGAAAAACUGCUGCAGAAGUACGGAUCACUCGCCCCCAAGCGCUACAGGUACUCCGAGCUGAAGAGAAUAACCAAAUCUUUCCAGCACAAGCUCGGGGAAGGCGGCUACGGAGCGGUGUACAGCGGCAUCCUGACCGCCGGCGCCGGCGGUAACCGCGCCCGCGCGCGAGAGGUCGCCGUUAAGUUCCUGCACCACUCGAGACCCAACGGCGAGGAGUUCCUGAACGAGGUGAUCAGCAUCGGCCGGACGUCCCACGUGAACAUCGUCACCCUCCUGGGGUUCUGCCUGGAGGGCUCCAGGCGCGCGCUGGUGUACGAGUACAUGCCCAACGGUUCGCUGGACAGGUACAUCUACGCCGAGGACCCGGCGGGCACGGCGCUGGGGUGGGAGGCGCUGCAGGAGAUCGCCGCCGGCAUCGCGCGGGGGCUCGAGUACCUGCACGAGGGGUGCAGCACGCGGAUCAUCCACUUCGACAUCAAGCCCCAGAACGUGCUCCUGGACGCCGACCUCCGCCCCAAGAUCGCCGACUUCGGGAUGGCGAAGCUGUGCAACCCCAAGGAGAGCAUCCUGUCGAUGGCGGACGCGCGGGGCACCGUCGGGUUCAUCGCGCCGGAGGUCUUCUCCCGCGGGUUCGGGGUCAUCUCGACCAAGUCCGACGUGUACAGCUACGGGAUGCUGCUGCUGGAGAUGGUCGGCGGGAGGAGCAACGCCAAGGCCUACGCUGAGAAUAAGUCCACCGGCGACCUCUUCUUCCCGCUCUGGGUGUACGACCACAUGCUUGAGGACGGCGACGGCGUGCUGCAGGGCAGUGGCGCGGGAGGCGCCGGAGAAGCAGGCGAGGAGAUCGCGAGGAAGAUGGCGCUGAUCGGGCUCUGGUGCAUCCAGACCGUGCCCGCGAGCAGGCCGUCGAUGAGCAGGGUGCUGGAGAUGCUGGAGAGGAGCAUCCACGAGAUCGCCAUGCCGCCCCGCCCGUACCACACUUCUCCGUCCAACUCCCCGUCGCCGUCUCACCCGUCGAGCUAUCCGUCCUCCACCUCGGAUUUCACCCAACGGUGA
Messenger RNA from Miscanthus lutarioriparius, 1983 nucleotides. The record is from the annotation of a GenBank genome assembly. Lineage: Eukaryota; Viridiplantae; Streptophyta; Magnoliopsida; Poales; Poaceae.